Portunus trituberculatus (swimming crab) is the source of this 873-nucleotide messenger RNA. RefSeq names its product early nodulin-75-like. The transcript has 2 exons. NCBI's taxonomy places the organism in Eukaryota, Metazoa, Arthropoda, Malacostraca, Decapoda, Portunidae. Bases 1 to 873 code for a protein of 290 amino acids. The record is from RefSeq and is a predicted model, not a curated record.
AUGCGUGGCACGGUGACGCUACUAACAGUGGGCACUCUCAUCACUGCCCACGUACCACCAACACACCACGAGACACCACUUCGAACCCCUGCACCACACAACAAGACACCAACACAGAGCACCAACACACCACGAGACACCACUUCGAACCCCUGCACCACACAACAAGACACCAACACAAAGCACCAACACACCACGAGACACCACUUCGAAUCCCUGCAGCACACACCAACACACCAACACAGAGCACCAACACACCACGAGACACCACUUCGAAUCCCUGUAGCACACACCAACACACCAACACACCACGAGCCACCACUUCAAUCCCUGCACCACACACCAACACACCUAGACAGAGCACCAACACACCACAAGACACCACUUCGAACCCCUGCAGCAUACACCAACACACCAACACAGACCACCAACACACCACUUCGAACCCCUGCAGCACACAACAACACACCAACACACUACGAGACACCACUUCGAACCCCUGCAGCACACAACAACACACCAACACACCACGAGACACCACUUCGAACCCCUGCAGCACACACCAAUGCAGACCACCAACACACCACGAGACACCACUUCGCAUCCCUGCAGCACACACCAACACAUCUAGACAGAGCACCAACACACCACGAGACACCACUUCGCAUCCCUGCAGCACACACCAACACAGACCACCAACACACCACGAGACACCACUUCGAACCCCCUGCAGCACACACCAAUGCAGACCACCAACACACCACGAGACACCACUUCGAAUCUCUGCACCACACACCAACACACCUAGACAGAGCACCAAUACAUCACGAGCCACCACUUCAAAUCCCUCCAGACUUUCACCAGGGGAUGUAG